CUGCCGGGCUAAGCCCGGGGCAGAUCAUGGUGGCGGGGGUCUCUCCUUCUCUCCCGUGUCUUGGCGUACGGUGGGGCCCCUGGCAUGUGGAGGAGCGGCUGGUCGGGUCCCGUGGGGCGGCGCUCAGCCUUGCCUCAUGGUGGCGGCGGGUGGCGCUGCGGCAGGACGUAUCUUGGAUUAGCAGCAGCAGCGGAUGGAUGCGCUCCUCUGCACUGCGCAAAUGGGUGGUGGGCAAGACGCUGGCCCCCGUUGCUGAUGGCGUGCUGGAGGCUUGGGGUGCCACCAAGGACUUGGAUCUCAACAUCAAGGCAUUGAGGUUGGAGCUGCUGCUCGUCCAGGCCAGCCUUGAAACCGCCAGGCGCAAGCAGGUCGAUGGCCCGGCCAUCCAGGAGCUAUUGGGGAAGCUGCGAGACUCCGCGCUCUCUGCAGAGGACUUGUUGGAUGAGCUGGACUAAUCCCUAGCGGGACGGAGCGAGUCCCCUCGAGAGAGUUCUCGUUGAGAGUCGUAGCGAGGUCACCUGAUCCCGCCCGAUCCCCAAUCUCCGACGGCGGCGAUGCUGGCCGAAAGAGAGACGGGAGAGGUGUGUGGAGCUUUGUAUAUAAUCCAGCUAGUUCUUGGUUGAGUCUUCCCAUAGUGGAGUCUGGCGUUAUGCCGUGGCAGAGCGCGCGGUGGCUAGCAGUGGCGUUCAUCGUGGUUGUGGCACGCGAGGUGCUGCAUGCAAUCGGAGAGAGUGACACCGGCGACUCCUUCAAUAAGCUCAUUGUCUUCCCUGUGUUGGUAGAGGCCCGGCUGCUUGUCUCCUUCCUUUGUUUCCGCCAUGGAGACGAAUGGAGCGAGGAUGAGAAGCAGCGAACUAGAUUGCGCGGUUAGGGUCAGAGCUCAUUCUUAGUGGCUUAUACAUCAGGGCUUCGGCGCCAGCAUCAGCGGUCGGCUGCCGGCCCUCGUCUCGCCAUUGACCUUGCUAGCCAAAGGGCGGCCGUCUAUCUUCCUCCCGACCUGGAGCCUUGAAGGUAGGCAGUUCAUAUCUGGUUUGGAGUCCCCAGCUUCUUUUGAUGGUAGCGGAUGGAGCGGCCGCGGAGAUCCUUUGUAUCACCGUUUAAAAAUUUAUGCAGGUUCUGGGUCCUUGGGGACCGAUCUCUCGUUCCAAAAGUUAAAAAAUAAGCCGCCACCGACAGGAUUUGUGCUGCAGGCGUUGUUUCCGCUGCAGCCUGUUUCGCCGAUUGGGUUCGCUUCAAGUCCCGAAGAUUGGAAAGCAAUCGAUCAGGCCAGCUGGUACUGCCUCCGCGUGAAGGCCGCAGCAAUCAUCGAAUAGUACUUCCACUAGUAACUUCGUCACAGCGUUAAUACUUGCUAGUAGCACUACUAGUUCCACGUGAAGCCAUCUGCAAGUUCAGUUUUUCUUUGUCCCCGGUUGCUGCGGGCACACAGGAAGCUACGAAGUGCUACUUAUGUUAUUUUGUUUGAUCAGCAUAUUAAUUCUGUUCAGUAUUUUUCUAUGGACUUGAACUACUUUAUGCACAGAUUAUC
Triticum aestivum (bread wheat) is the source of this 1528-nucleotide messenger RNA. RefSeq lists its product as uncharacterized. The coding region runs from base 27 to 455 and encodes 142 amino acids. The record is from RefSeq and is a predicted model, not a curated record. The transcript is spliced from 2 exons. NCBI's taxonomy places the organism in Eukaryota, Viridiplantae, Streptophyta, Magnoliopsida, Poales, Poaceae.